Messenger RNA from Didymodactylos carnosus, 702 nucleotides. Lineage: Eukaryota; Metazoa; Rotifera; Eurotatoria; Philodinida; Philodinidae. The record is from the annotation of a GenBank genome assembly.
AUGGUUCCCGCUGGUAAAAUGAGUGAAGCGAAAUUAACUGGUGAAGUUAGUAAAAUCGAUAAAAGUAUCGAUCGUGUUCGCACCUGUCCAUUAUUAUUAAGAGUAUUUUGUAGCAAUCAUAGACAUCAUAUGUCAAGUGAAUAUGAACAAGGUAAUACACCUGAGAAUGAGCUUCAAAUAUACACAUGGAUGGAUGCCACGUUAUCUGAAUUGACAUCAUUAAUUAAAGAAGUCAAUCCCGAUGCUCGUCGUAAAGGUACACAAUUUUCAUUUUCAAUCGUUUAUCCAGAAGAACAUUAUCAACGUUAUCGAAUACAAGAAAUUGGCGUUACCGAACAAGGUGUUAAACGGUCAGAUGAUAAUAUUCCGUUGUCAGCUAAACGCUUUACUGUUGGAGAUUAUUUAGAUGUUGCUAUCAUUCAUGGUGGAAAUGAUCGAAGAAUGAAUAACAACAAUAACUCUCGAGAUGAAACAAAUAAUCGUGAUGGAAUGGGGCGUGGCGGUGGAUAUCGCGGUGGAAGAAGUGGACGUGGGGGUAUGAAUGAUCGGGAUCGAGGAGAUCGUACGGAUCGAGAUCGUGAUAAUAACAGCAGUACUAAUAAUAAUGAUCGAUCUGAUCGUCAACGCGAUAGAGGCGGUGAACGAACUGGCAGCGGACCGAUCAUGAGACAACCUAGAGAUCAUCGAGAUCGACCGUAUUAG